Molecule: messenger RNA, 472 nt
Organism: Calliphora vicina (urban bluebottle blowfly)
Lineage: Eukaryota; Metazoa; Arthropoda; Insecta; Diptera; Calliphoridae
Gene: pre-mod(mdg4)-AD
Product: pre-mod(mdg4)-AD
Exons: 3
Coding region: 1-291 (96 amino acids)
Source: RefSeq, a predicted model, not a curated record
AUGAACAUAAAAUCUACAAAUAUUUGCAUAAGUAAUGAAUCUGUCGUAAAUCCAAUCUCUGCCCGUUACAUUAUCUCCCGGCGUGGUACUCAACUGGUAUUUUAUAAAUACAACACGUAUACACCAAACUCAAAAUUAAAACCCGAAUCUCGAAGCCGUGACUGGAAGUGUUCCAUGUAUCAUAAGGCCAAGUGCAAAGCUAGAUUAGUUACCAAACUAACUUCGAACGGUGAUAUUAUACAUGUAACCUCAUCUGUCCACACCCAUGAGCCCAUGUUUCCAGUAGUCUAACUAACGAUCUAAUGAUAUUAUGUUAUUGUCCACAUUCAUACGUACAAUGACAAACGUGUCCUGUUUAUAGAUGUAAGACGUGAUUUUCGAAAUGAACAACGUAGAAUCAAUAAAGACAUUUUGCCCAUUGUGAAAAUUGAAACGAAACCUUCUCUUGCAGCGGCCAUGCAUACAAAUCGUG